This is a messenger RNA of Microdochium trichocladiopsis, 3098 nucleotides long. Its product is annotated as fungal-specific transcription factor domain-containing protein. Bases 245 to 2974 code for a protein of 909 amino acids. Gene Ontology annotation, biological process: regulation of DNA-templated transcription; DNA-templated transcription. The record is from RefSeq and is a predicted model, not a curated record. NCBI's taxonomy places the organism in Eukaryota, Fungi, Ascomycota, Sordariomycetes, Xylariales, Microdochiaceae. The transcript has 5 exons. Gene Ontology annotation, molecular function: DNA binding; zinc ion binding; DNA-binding transcription factor activity, RNA polymerase II-specific.
ACUGAUCACCCGCUCGUUCUAGAUCUGCCUCCUCUCCAGCCACAUGCCAAAUCCCAACGUCAAUCCUGGACCCUCCACGCAAGGAGCUGCAUCCAUGCUCGGGCGCCCGGCUUCCAUUCAUAACAGGCCAUAGCCAUGACCAUGAUCCUCCACAGGUAACCGGCCUGAGCACAUCUUCCUCCACCAGGGGGUAUCCCUCGUCAGCGAACCUUGAAUCCGGGCGACAAGGUGUCCUCGAAGCACAAUGGACGUCACCCAGGAGAUUGCACGUGUAGCAGCCACGGAAGCACAGACGGCGGCGGGUGCGCGCAAGAGGACGCUCCGGGCUUGCGACAGGUGCAGUCUGCUCCGCGUGCGCUGCGAUGGGCGACAGCCAUGCCGGAGAUGCCAGGAGUACGAACAGAGCUGUCAUUAUGCUCGCAGCGUCGGCAAACGUGGCCGCCGCCCGGGCUCGAAAAAACAGGCACAACAGCAGGAACAGAAGCACCAAGGCCAUUCCACAGGGCCACAGAACGGCGACUCGUCAGAAGCUGACCACGAUUCUGUCCAACGAGGCUCACGGCGCCAGGUUGGUGAGGACAAGUGGUAUGAGUUUGAGAACACACUGAGCCGGGACGUGGAGUCGAUGAGCAACGUCUCGACGCCAACCACGGUCAACGAAACAAACGGCGGCUGGCACCACAUCUCGAUCGAUGCCGUAGGGAACUGGAAGGACGCCGCCCUUGACCUGCAUCAGCCGCAGUCACCGCCACUGAGCCGUCACCGCGUUCGUCAUGACAGCAACUUAUCCGAGGGCCCCACUGACCGCGGUACUUCAUCGAGACCUGCAGGCAAUGAUUCUCUGACUUCGCCCAGCUUGAAUCUCUACCCUCAGUCGCUACAUGACCAAGACAGCAUGCGUACCUCGGUACCCGAUUCCAUCGGAGCGCUUACACAGCAGAACCUGAUCACAGUGCCUUCCCUUCUGAACACGCCUGAAGCAGUAACAUCGCCUGCUGCUGCAAGAUCUGGCCAACGCGAGGUGCCAGAGAGCGCACGGCUGUGCCGAUUUCGAUGUCUCGAGCCCGUCGUGCCCCUCUUGCAGGGUAUCAUAGACGCGGAUCUGGCAUGUGAACUGCUCGAGAUGUACUUCGUCGAGCCUGGCGGUUCGCUCUUCAAGUGCUCCUCGCCAUACGUUCUUACGCAUGUGCUGCGGAAGGAGUCGCUUCUCCGCCACGAUACACCAAGGAAGACGACACCGGCACUCUUGGUCACCAUGCUGUGGGUUAGCGCGCAGACGGCGGACAGCUCGCUCUUCUUGCUCCCGGGACAGAAGACGAGAGUGUGCGAGGGGCUCAGAAAGCUCAUGAUCCGCCUAACAAACGACCGUGACCGAGACUCGUGGCACAGAAUAACAGACGGCUCCUUGCUGAGAGAUACCAAUGGGAGUGACGCGGAACAUGUGGCCCCGGCAUCGUGCUCUAACGGGUCCGCGAGUGAAGCGCUGCCACCUGUGCCGAUGGUCGAUGAUGUCUUGGUGUAUCUGCUGCUUACCAUCGUGGUGUCAGGUGGCGAUUUCAAAAUCGAUUGCCUCCGAUGGUGGACAAAGACGUUGCGUCUUUCACACAGUAUGGGUCUCAACCGGGAGGACGAACCCCCAGACGGAUCGACACUGCCCUCUGCAAUGUGCACUGGCGAUGCCUCGACAUGUCCGUGCCGAGCCUGCGACGCUACCCGCGCAGGAGUAUCAAUCGCCGAGGUCCGAGAGGAGCGGCGGCGAGCCUUCUGGUUGAUAUUCUGCCUUGAUCGGCAUUUGGCACUGUCAUUCAAUGCUCCUCUACGAAUUCUGGACGACGAAUGUCAAGUAUAUGCUCCACUUCCGGAUGACGCAUGGGAAUCUCUAGCAUCGCCCUACUUCGAUACGUCCCACGAUGGCGAUAGCCAUCACCAGCAAUAUGCUGGGCGGGCUUUUGGCGCACCCACACGGGUCCUCGGCAUCGGCUUCUUCGAGUGGUUCCUCCCGCUCAUGACGAUCCUGGGCGAUGUCAUCACCUUGCACAGACUCAAGUCGCACCCGCGCUUCAGCGGCAGCGACAGCAUGGCGGACAGCCACGAAGCCUCGACCGCCGUGGUCGAACAGGUCAUGGAGUCGUGCGAGCAGAGCAUCGCGGACCUGGCCGCGCGGUACGAGGUCGAGACGCUCAACGGCGCCGCGAUCCCCGCGAGCCAAGUGCGUACUCCUGGAUCCGGGCAGCCUCUCGCGCCGACGCCGCGCGAGAUGCCUGAUCCGCUCGCACAUCAGCAACAACAACACCAGCAGCAGCAGCAUUACGCUGCCUUCUCCCCGCCAGACGCCAGCAGACCACCACCACCAGCACCGCCCUCUUCCACCACGACAACCCUGCCCCCUCUGACCACCGCCUCUUCCAUCACCACGGACCCAAACUCGAGCACAAACACGACUCGCCGCCGCCGCCACCACGCCCAGGCCCAACUGGUGACAGCGUACAGCAGCUUCAUCCUGCACGUGCUCCACGUCCUGCUGCAUGGCAAGUGGGACGCGGUCUCCAUGCUCGACAACAAGGACGGCUGGAUUCCCAGCGUCGGGUUCAUCAAGUGCGCGUCGCACGCCGUGGCCGCCUCGGACGCCGUGUCCCGCAUCCUCGCCUGCGACCCGGAGCUCUCCUUCAUGCCCUACCUCUUUGGCAUAUACCUCCUCCACGGCAGCUUCAUCCUGCUCCUCUUUGCCGACCGCAUGCCCCAGAUCGGCCUCAACGAGUCGGUCGAGCGCGCCUGCGAGAUCAUCAUCCGCGCCCACGAGGUCUGUGUCGUCACGCUGAGUACGGAGUUUCAGAAACGCUUCCGCAAAGUCCUCCGGUCGACACUCUACAGCGUCAGGAGCGCAGGGACGUCCAACGUCGAGGAGAGCAAGGCUCGGCGGCGGGCGCUUUCGCUGUACCGAUGGAGCAGCGGAUCUACGGGCCUUGCUCUUUGAACCUUCCGUUCAUGCCUUGCUUGUACAUACAUAUCAAAUCAGCACCGUCUGCAAGUACAUAACACACCACAUGCAUCCCGCUGCAGAUAUGAUCUAGCAUUUUCUGUGAAGCAUUGAUUAAAAG